AGCCCCGACACCUAACAACCUUCCUGGACUUCGCCACUACCUCGCCACUGGACUUGUUUUGAUAAGCAGCCCUUCAAGACCGCGCCGCGACGCGCCCUCACAGACGAGUUCGACCUUUGCCCCCGCGCCGCCUCCAUGACGGCCUUGGCCACUGGUUCACAGCCUGCACCUGGCCUUCAGGUGACUGCACCAGACGACGAUAUGGAGAUCACGUCCGAGAUUCAAUACGGCGACGACGAUAUCGACAUUGACCUGGAUCUUGGUGGCGAGUACACGCACCAUCACGACGACGACCAGAUGCUCGAAGACGCAAUGUCUGAUCAGGGCCACGCUCAGCACCAAUCGACGUAUCCAGACAAUGACGAUAACAUGUUCGACGAUGAGCUAGACGACAACGAGGGGAUGAUGCAGGACAACCAAGACCACAUUAGCAUUCCAGAUGAGCAUCUCACUGAUGUCAGCGAGUUAGGCCAUGAAGAGGCCACUCAGACCAACGUGCCCAAUGUCGCUAUGGACCCGGACGACGACCUCGAACUGGACUUCGACUUCGAGGACGAGGUUUCCAAGGAGGCCGGCACUGUGGACCAAGCCCUUUUGACAACCCAGGCCCAAUAUGAACAAACCGUCGAUGCUAUAGCCCCAACGACAGCGGAACAAGCUGUACAAGAAGGUGUUGUCGCUCAGUCGGUACCAGCUACUCUUUCGCCAACUGAGCCCAGCAAUGUGCACCCCGUAUCCCCCCUUCCCGCAGUCGAAGGAUCAGCCGAUAAUCUUGAGACUACUUCCCCAAAUUUCGUUACGGCCGAUGCUACGCAGAACGAGGAACAUGCGCAGUACUUGAGCCCUCCCGGCUCGCUAGGUGAGGAACGUAACGACGAAAAUGAAGUGCCGACCCAUGAUCAUUCUGGCUCUCCCUAUGCAGCUCAUGAUGAUAUUCAAGAAUUCGCACAUUCACAUUCUCAGCGCGACGACUUCUACCAGACUCAUCCUGGUCCUCUCCACCCUGUCAUCGUGAUCUAUGCAGACAACGAGCCAAUGUCACUAUUCCAUCCCCGCGUGGAGGAUGAGUCUCAAACCUACUUCCUCGAAGAUGAGUCGAUUGCGCACGAGACUAUCUAUGAGCUCUUGCAAGCUUGCAGAACCGUCCUUGGUGAUACGAUCAGCGACGAAGACGAGUUGGAAAUGGACAUAGCUAAGCUUGGCUUAUGCAUUCGUGAAGACUGUGUUUUUGCGUCCAAAGUGAAGUUUUCGCAGAUCCUUUAUACAUAUCUUUCGCUCGAACAACACGACGGCGUGCAUGACCCCGAUCCCCUUUACAUGACCCUGACUCUGAAGACGAGAUUCUCCACUCGUUUGGCCCAGCUAAGCUCGGCUGCUUCCCAAGGACAAGGUAUAUCGCAGCUAACAUUCCUCGGACAUCUCGAUGAAGAGAACUCAGAGUAUCCGCUAUACGAAGAUGCCGAACACGAGCACUCGGAACAUGAUGACGCAGCCAUAGAUGUGCAUGAACAGCUAGAAGUUCCGAACGAACUGCAGCAAAACGAGGGCUAUGAUGACUAUGAAGCUCAAACUGCGCCAGAGCCGCAUAUCACUGAACAUGGGACAGAAGGCGCUGGGACCUACGAAUCAGCAGAGAACAAGUCGGACGAUCUCUUUGAUUUCGACAACGAAGUAGAGGCCUCGACGGCGGAUGCUCCAAAAGCGGGCCAUGUCGCAACCGGUGCUGAACUCACCGGACCCACUGAGAAUGAUGUUGGUGCCGCCGGACAGCAAGUUGAGCGCCGGUCGGAGAGCAAGACAGCCUUGGAAUCCCACAAAGACGUAAUCGACGAUGACGAUCUGAUUGAUUAUUCUGAUGACGAAGUGGACACCAAUCCGACUCCCAAUGUGGGAAAUUCCGGGUCAGGCCCUUCGUCGGCUUCCUCAACUGUUCAAGGCGACGCCACUCAGACACCCAAGGGUCAGGUAACUCCAGCAGCUGGAAGCCAGCCAAACCAUCCUGAAGAUGCCUACGAUGAAUUGGAUGACCUUGAUGACGACUUUGGUCCACCAGAUGCAGCUGCCACUACCUUGAAUGGCGUCCAAAGCAAAGCGGUAGGCACUUCCCAGUCUUCGGUACAAGAGCAGCAGCAGACACAUGAGGACGAUUACGACUUGGACUUUGAGCUCGAGAAAGAACUGGAACAAGCUUUGGAGACCAAUGGCAAGCACGGGGUAGAACAAGAUCUUGAAGUCGAACCUGGACAACUCGAUGGCGUUCAUGAUGCUCAUCACGCCGAUCCUGUCGACCACGAAUCUGGGUUUGACUUCGGUGAAGGCUUCGAUGAGAACUACGCCCCAGAUUUCGACGAAGGCCACUACGAUCUUCAGGAUGAGGCUUAUCAAGGCCAGGAACAGGGCUUCUCAGGCCAGGAGUCGUAUGAGACACAUGGUGAACACACCGACAACGGUGGCGACGGUGCUGGCUUCGAUGAAACCAACUAUGGCGGUGACGAGCUUGGAGACCACCUGGACUUCGAUGGCGAGACUUUGGCGAACCCCGACGUCGGCUACGCGGACAACUCGAAAGUGGACGGCAACCAUGCGAACACUAGCAAAGUGAAGGCUGUCAAGGGGGACCCUGGCUACGAUUCGGACUCAAUUGACUACGAUGACGACGAGGACGAGUCACCUCCAGCGGCAACCACCAUCGUUUCGGGGACUCUGGCUCACCAACCCAGCACAUCGCCUCCAGCGAAACGCUCCCGCGAUGAUGAAGAGGACGAUGAGCAAGAUCUUCAUAAGAAGACGCGGUUGGGUUGAGUUUGCUAUCAGAUGCGAUCACGACGCAUACUUCACUCGACAGAACAUGUCUUGGCACGUUGUCGUCCUGGGCAAUGGCCC
Messenger RNA from Mytilinidion resinicola, 2883 nucleotides. RefSeq lists its product as uncharacterized. The coding region runs from base 136 to 2802 and encodes 888 amino acids. The transcript is spliced from 2 exons. Lineage: Eukaryota; Fungi; Ascomycota; Dothideomycetes; Mytilinidiales; Mytilinidiaceae. The record is from RefSeq and is a predicted model, not a curated record.